AUGGGCCACAAAAUAGACAUUUUUUUAUACAUUUGCAAAACAGAAAACGAAGCAAAGGUUAAGAAGGAUGUCGUAAAGAGACUCAUUCCUACUAAAAGGAAGUUCACAAAGGGGGUAGUGGUCAAGUACGUUUUGCACAACUGUAAAACGAAAAAUAAUUUAGUAAAAAAAAAAUGGAACAUAAGUUACAUACUAAAUAAGACCAAGGAUAAGCGCAAAGGGGGGAAGAAGGGGGAGAAGCUUGAAAGAAGACAGCUCGAUGAAGCUACUCUUCAACGUGGAGAAGUUACACAGGAAGAGAGGAGUGAAAAUUCAUCUCAAAGUGGUUCUCACCAAUAUGUGAGUCGAAAAAGUUGUUGCGCUAAAAAUUCAGGUACUUAUAAAAAACUUCUGAACAGAAUACUCCGCAAUGUGAGAAAUGGCCAAAACACGACGAUCAUAAAUGCAGGGGUAGACACGAAGAAGAGGGAGAAAAAUGUCUUUUUCUAUGGACACCUGUAUAGGAGAUACCUAAGGGGUAAUAAAAAACAUAGGCGUUGCGAUGCUGCGCUGGUCAGAAGAAAAAAAAAACUCAAAAGGUUACCAUUUGUAGACAGCGGAAAUGUGUUGGAAAAGGAGGAAACGCCCAGUGGUGUCACUAAUGAAAAAGAGGAAGUAACAUCAUCGGAGGGAGAAAUAAAGAAGACGAUGAAGGAGAAGGAAUCACACAAAGGUUGCCGUGACACAUGUUACACGAAGAGAAGGCGGAAGGACUACAUCGAAAGCGCCAAUGUUGAGGAAUGCUUAAAAAAAAAAAAAGGACUCAUUUUGGAUAUAUACGAUUGGAUUGUCAGCACGAAUAGUGAAGAAGAUAUGAAAAUAUCAAUUUCGUCAUGGGUUUACAGAAAUAGUAAAAUAAUUGAUAUGUUAAAAAAAAGUUUUAGUGAGGAUAAAAAUCGCACAAGCGGAAGGAAAGGCUGUGGGAAGACGCCCCCUUUUUGCCACAGAUGUUUUAUAAAAAAAUCUUUUGACAACCCCAAUUUUGGGAAUCCCCAAUGUUGCAAAGAAUUGCCCAUAAAAAGGCCAAUACAAAAUGGCGAACAUUUAACCAUAUGCCUUAAACGUAUAAUAAAAAAGUGCAGAAAAGUUUUCACUCGGUCAAAGAAGGGAAUCACUAAUGUGUGCUUUGUCUUUAAAUACAAAAUUAGGAUGGACGGCAGGGACAGUUGUGUGUACUUGGUUAAUUUUCCCCUUUGCAACAUUCAGAGGGGUAAUAUUUUCCAUAACAUUAAUAAUGAAAAGGCUUUACUAUUUUUGUUCAAUAAGAAGAUUUUAAAAUCGGUGAGAGGUGUUAGUGAUUACUCCAAUUUUGUGUUUCCCUUUAAUAACGCGAAGGGAUGUCAGAGGGCCUUCAAAUUGAAGAAGAAAAUGCUUCACUUUGUGAGUCACAGAAAAGGGGUGCGAUGUGUAAAGAGAGCCGACAUUCCGCUGGGAAGCAUACAGGGUGAAAGUACAACCGAAGUGUGCCACCAACGUGGGAGUACUACUACUACUACUACCACCCCAGUGAAUGGAGCACCCAAAGAGGACGAUCCCCCUGAGAAAACUAGCACGAAGGAAAAAACAGAUUCAACAGGGGUAAUAACACCUUUUAAGAAGCUAAAAAAAAAGGACAUGAUCUUCCACUUGCAUCUUUUCGAAUUGCUCAUUAGACUUAUAUUUGAAAACACGAAAACUUAUUUUACCUUUUUCAUCACCGAGUUGACGCACCAUGGGGAAUUCUACAAAAAUGUGUACUACUUGAAUUUGAGCAAAAUUGUUAACGUGAGGAUUAAACGAAGGGGAAAUAAGAGCACAGCACAAGGGAGAGACACCACCAGUGAGCUACACAAUCUGAUGAAACAGAACGACGAGUGCAAACAUAUGAUAAGCGAAAGAGACAACACUAUACAGAUGUUACAAAAUGAAGUAAGAGAAAAAAAAAACGCAGUGUCAGAACUGGAGGAUCAACUCUCAAAGUACAAAAACAACCAUUUGGAUAAGCUAAAAGUUAUAGAAAAUCUGAAAAGCAAAAUAUCAAAAAGGGAGAAUACCAAUCAGAAGGAAAAUAAUGCAAAUGAACAGAUGGUAAAAAAUGCUAAUUAUAUAAAAAAACUGUAUAAUGAAAAUAAUUUAUUAAAGGAAAAAAUUAAAAAAUUGAGUGAGUCGAUUAGGAAAGACGAAGCUUCUUCUUCACAUUCGAUUGGAAAAUUUGCUGACUCGAAGGAGAGUUCCAUGACCAGCCUGCUGGCAAAUAACCAGAGCACAAAGGAUGAGGAGAAAAAUGAAAAGUUAAAUUUUUUUCUGAAGGCCUUUUUAGACACUGAGCAGAAGUUAUACACAGCCGACGUGCUUAUAAACACCCAGAAGGAGAUCAUUGCAAAAAUUAAAAAUGAGAAGAAUAGCUAUUUUGAGGAAGUUGAACGGAAAAAAGUUCUUUUUAAACGGGAAGUGGAAAAAUCACUAGAUUUUAUACACUCCAUUUGUGAAGACAUAAAAACGAACAAGGAGAAAAUUUGUCUGGCCAACAGGAUUAACAAGCUGCACGAUUGCAUAAAUAGCUUUUUGGGCACAUUUGAAAAGGGCCCCUAA
Molecule: messenger RNA, 2610 nt
Organism: Plasmodium coatneyi
Lineage: Eukaryota; Apicomplexa; Aconoidasida; Haemosporida; Plasmodiidae
Exons: 8
Coding region: 1-2610 (869 amino acids)
Source: RefSeq, a predicted model, not a curated record